This is a messenger RNA of Schizosaccharomyces cryophilus OY26, 4729 nucleotides long. RefSeq names its product histone H3 methyltransferase Clr4. NCBI's taxonomy places the organism in Eukaryota, Fungi, Ascomycota, Schizosaccharomycetes, Schizosaccharomycetales, Schizosaccharomycetaceae. The record is from RefSeq and is a predicted model, not a curated record. Gene Ontology annotation, cellular component: nucleus. The coding region runs from base 280 to 1746 and encodes 488 amino acids. The transcript has a single exon. Gene Ontology annotation, molecular function: histone H3K9 methyltransferase activity; protein binding; zinc ion binding.
CUGCAAGUUAUUGCAUUAGUAGCUACCGACAGCUGUUGGAAAGGCCUUUUCCUUCAUUAUUUUAUUCUCAUCUUCUUCUGUAUGUCUCUAUUUCAUGUAUUAUAGUGGUGCUUCUUAAGGGAGCAGUCAUUUUCAAAAUCUUGGGAGUUUAAAGUUAUUUUCACGCUCGUUUCUACAGUUCUUCCAAUUUUUUUAUUUUUAUUUGGUCUUGUUUUGGUUCAAUAGCUUUCUGUUUGAAUUUCUUUACAGUUUUUCUUGAGGGCUGCUCUUGUUCGGUAGAUGCCGUCGAAAGAAUAUGAGGUGGAAAAAGUCGUUGACGAAAAAUUAGACCGGCAUGGUAAGGUGAAACUUUAUAGAAUACGUUGGUUAAAUUACUCUGCUCGAAGUGACACUUGGGAGCCUCCGGAAAACCUUUCUGGCUGUGCAGAAAUUCUUGCUGAAUGGGACCAGAAAAAGCGGAAGAUCCAAUUAGAAAAAUUGGAAAAAACCGCAACACAUAAAAAGGGUUUUAAGUCGCCACCUCGUCCUAAACUCAAACAACAUCCAUUACCUUUACGAAAAGAGGCUCGCUCUGACAAUACAACUUCUGACCUCAAAAGUAAGAGGCUCUCAAAACCUUCUGUAAGCACCGCUCGUAAACGCGCUUCCUCUCUUUCAUCAAAUCAAGAAAAGCGGCAUCGUCCCGAGACUAAUCUUCGCUAUAUCAAAAAUGAUAACUCAGACAAGGAAAAGGAAACAACUAGCGAACCAUCAGAUACCAAAAAAGAUAUCUCGGAUACAUUGAAUGAGCCUUUUACUCAACCCUUGCAUACCACGUCGAACUUCACAGUAACUAAUCAAGUUGGCCCUGUGAGACAAAAUGCUUAUAGUUAUCUUUCUUUCUACGAAAAAAAGGAACUGUUUCGAGAACGUUUAAGAAACUUAGAAGGACCGGAGAUCACUUUGGUGAAUGAAGUAGAUGAUGAACCUUGCCCUUCUCUGUAUUUUCAGUUUAUCACAACAUAUCGGCUUACUGAAGGCGUUGUCCCUCCAGAUCCGAAUUUCCAAUCCGGUUGCACCUGUUCUGCUGAUGGUUGUAACCUAAACGAUCCUUCGCGGUGCGAAUGCUUGGAUGAUUUAGAAGAGCCAAAACAAUUUGCUUAUGAUGCACAAGGAAGAGUUCGGCGCGAUGCUCCGGCUGUUAUUUAUGAAUGCAACUCCUUCUGCUGUUGUCCACUGAGCUGCCCUAAUCGUGUAGUACAACGUGGUCGUACUCUUCCUUUAGAAAUUUUCAAAACCAAGGGAAAAGGUUGGGGUGUUCGUUCUCUUCGAUUUAUUCCCUCUGGGACGUUCAUUACUUGUUAUCUGGGGGAAGUCAUAACCUCUGAAGAGGCUGCCAAACGUGACAAAAAUUAUGAUCAGGAUGGUAUUACUUAUUUGUUUGACUUGGAUAUGUUUGAAGAUUCGAGUGUUUAUACGGUCGAUGCACAAACUUACGGUGAUGUCUCCCGGUUUUUUAAUCAUUCUUGUUCGCCUAAUUUAGCUAUUUAUUCUGUAAUACGUAAUCAUGGAUUUAGAACUAUAUACGACCUUGCUUUCUUCGCCAUUAAGGAUAUAAAACCUCUAGAGGAACUUACUUUUGAUUAUGCAGGAGUGCGAGAUAACUCUUCACAGUCUUCACAACAAUCUCAGCAAAUGAGGUCUUCUAAAAUACGAAGGAAGUGCAAAUGUGGAGCUACCAAUUGUCGUGGAUGGCUAUUUGGAUAAGGUCUUGAGAUUUUUACGUCUUUUACUUUCCCAAAGUUAUAACGAAUACUUUCAGGUAUAGACAUUUCUAUUAUAGUUUGCAUCACGUUAUCAAGUUAGUCAAUAAUUAUAUAGAUUCCUUGUUGAAAACAAAUAGAUUGUACUAUUUGUACGAAUAAAAGCGACAGGAGAGAAUGAUGGCCGCUGCCAUAAAAUUAUGUUACGAAAUUAUCGUGUUAUUAAAAUGGUUUAGGCAGCAAUUUCAGGGACUACAGGUUCACGGCUGGGUUCCGGUGCUAUGAUGCUUUGAGUACUUUCCUCAGCAGGGACUGAUCCAUUGUGGUUCUCUGUCGUGGAGUUAGCUUCGUUAACUGUCUUCACUGCAGGAGUGCUUGUCGGAGUUGGUGGCUCUUCCGGUUUCACAGCAGCACUAUCAGUACCAAGAGAUACCACUUCUGCAUCAGCGGGCUUAUCAUGCUUCUUUUUGUGCACGAAUUCAGUAAGCUUGCGGGAAAGUGAAGUAGGUAAGUGCUCAAGUUUUGCCUUUGUAUUUUCGAAGGGUUGAGUUGCCUUGCUUCCUUUUUCGGUCUGUACUGAUUUUUCAGACUUAGCACUUUUCGGGGCUUUAGGAGUCUUCCAUGACUUAGAGUAUGCAAGCAAGCCAUAUCCCCGCUUCUUGUUAGGGCUUUCUUGAACAGCUUCAUUGCUUUCUGGAACAGCUUGCUCCGUAGUUUCAGGUUGUUGAGUAAGGACAUCUGAGGGAGCCUCUGUUGCUUCCUCUUGUGUCACACCAUCGGCAGCAUCGUUGUUAACUGUUUCUUCGGGCUUUUCUUCUUGGCUCUUUUCAUGGUCUUUACCUUUCAAAAGAUAAUGGAAGAAAUCAAAUACGUUGUCUUUAGGGCUCGUAGGUUCGGGCUUUUCCGCAGCUUCAGAAGGAGUCUGUUCCUCUUUAGUAGAUUUUCCUUUGAAGGAUGGGAAAAGAGAGCGUAAAGUUUCCAAAGGGCUGGCUCCAGAAUUGUUUGCAAUUUUGUUCAGCUUAGUCAAAGUUUCACCAUAGGUACUCGAAUUUUCAAGUUCCUCCUUUAUCUCUUGUCUCUGGGAAAGAAUGACGUUUAGAUCUUUGAUCCAAGCAUCUCGACUUUGAGUGUUUAAGGCCUCCAAUGUUUCGGUUUUUCCAUUUUCGAAAAAUAGCAAAAACUUGUUACCAUUACCGGCUUCCACUUUUUCGACAUCCAACUAGAAAUUUUGUUAAUGGUUUCAUUUAAUUGGUAAAAGGAACUUACCAGAGAAAUAAUACCGCUUGGGACGCUAGUGCACUGAGACUUUGAGUAGAAAAGUAACCCCUUGCAUCCUUCAACUGCUUUGGCAAUUCUAUCAACAUAUAAACUUUGCGAAUUUAAUGAAGAUGACUCAUUAGCUUGCUCAGAACUCAAAGAAGGAUCAUCUUCAGGUUGCUUGUUGAGAGAACCUUGGAAGUGCUUUUUGUAGUAAUAAUUAAGAUAUUCUAAAGGCAUAGGGGAGUCCUUAAUGAAAAAGUAUCUUUUAAUAACAUGACUAUAUGUGUUAGGUAAUUUUUCUUGUGGAUUUUUUUUUAUGACUCACGGAAUAAGGCCAUUCGAACGGCAGUACAAGUAGCCUCCGGAGAGGUACUCGCUGGGCGUUGUCUCAAUGACCACAGGAUUCUUUGCCUUCUUAUUUCCUUCUUCGGCGGGAGUUUCUUUAGGCUUAUUGUUUUCCUCCUCAACCUCUUCCUUUGCUUGUUCAGUUGUUGGUUCAGGUUCGUUUGCUGCUUGCUCAGUAGAAGCGGAAGGUUCAGUUACCUCCGAUGGAAUCUCCUUGGCCUGAGCAAAUCCUGAAUCGAUUUCAGAAUGUUGCUGCAAACUUUCAGUACUUGGCUGAUCAACCUGUUCAGGUCGUGCUUCAGGGCUUUGAGUAGACAUGCUACAGAAUCAAACAAAGCGUUCAACGACUCAAUCUUGGGCGAAUUGAAAAAAGUUAGUGUUGGUUAAAGAAAGGAUGAAACCACCCCUCAUCCUCAGUUUGUGCAUGCAAUGUGCGGGUACAAAAACAAACAAACAAGGGGACAAAGAAAUAAACAAACAAAAACAAACAAAUUUUCGAAGAAACAUAAAGCAAAGGUGUAUAAACAGCUUAUUUAAAAUUAAUAAUCUCUGUGCUUUUUAAUUCUCGUUUCUUUCAUCUUUCAAUCCAUUUGGGAUGCAGCCCCAUAUAUGUAGGCUUUUUCCUUACAAGAUGGAUCGCUGGGGUAAAGCCGUCUUGGUUUUAUAAACAUAGGAGUUACUAUCUUCUUUCUUACUAUCAUGUUUACAGUUGGUUUUGGUUUUCUUUCGUUUCAUGUGCGUCCAUUAUGUGAUGGUGAACUCUUGCAUUUUACUAAUAUAUCCCUCCCUUUUUUUUUUGUACGAAUCAAAUGUAUUUAAAUAAAAUUCUUUCUAUAAAGAAGACACGAAAGGUAGACGCUUAGUUACCAUUGAAAAGGAACAUGCUGAAAUUGAAAUAUGCUUUUUUUACGUGAUGAAAGCAAGGAACUGAAACAUUCCUUUUUGAGCCCUCUUAUUUAUUUAUACUUGAUUUGAUAGUGUAAACGAGUUUUUCUUCAUUGCAUUCGGUCAGUAGAACUUCGCUUUUUGUUACAUACUGCAUUUGUUCAAGAAAAACAUGUCUGUGAAUUGUCAGCUUUGGCGCUCAAGAUAAUACUUGAUGGAUAAGCAAUGUUAUAGGUUGUAUAGCUUCCAUUUUGCUUCUCCAGAUUUCAUUGCUUUUUAAAGUUUCUUAUGUAUCUCUUGAUAUCCUUCAUUUUGUUAGAAUAUACGGGUUUUUCUUCUUGUUUGACAAUUCUACUUGCAUAAAUAAAGUCCGAUUACGAAACAGUUGUUUAUGUUCUCUUAUUUGAAGUUUCUACCAAUCUGGUAUUGUUUGUUUACUAUUUACCGCUACAUACAGAGCUCAUAAUAAUGCAUAAUAAACUACAAUAAGGUCGCGC